This is a messenger RNA of Xenia sp. Carnegie-2017, 1745 nucleotides long. RefSeq lists its product as uncharacterized. The transcript has 5 exons. The record is from RefSeq and is a predicted model, not a curated record. Bases 274 to 1428 code for a protein of 384 amino acids. NCBI's taxonomy places the organism in Eukaryota, Metazoa, Cnidaria, Anthozoa, Malacalcyonacea, Xeniidae.
UCUCAAGAACAGCUGUCUCAUCAAAUAUACACCGAUAGGAAACCAAUAAGUUAAUAAUACAAAUGCACAUUUAAGCAAAGCGUCAAUAACGCGAAGAUUCCACACAUAUGUUCAGUCACGAAGAUAACAUACUUUGAAAGACAGAAAAGAAACCAAAACAUUUUCCCAGAGAGAAAGAAAAUCCUAUAUAAUAUCCUACGAAGUUGUCACAGCUAUCCAAUAUAGCUGUCGUUGUUGGCGUUUGUCCAUCGUGUGUUCUCAACAGUUUUAAAGAUGCCAAAUAUCACGAACAUCACUGGUAGACUAUACGAAAACCUUACGAUUCCUUAUUGGGGAUUCAACUCGACAUGCGAUUGGCGAGCAGCAGUUCAGGUUGAUCUAGUUUUCAUUACAAUAGCCUUGAUCUACAAUAUUUUGAUGGUAUUGGCCCCAUUGUUUGCAAAACAUGAACAAACAUCACAAAGCAAGAUAAUAAGCAGCUAUACUUGUGCUGCAAGCCUUGUCAGUCUUUACAUGAUCUCGCUCGAUACGAGAAUGAUUAAGAGUGACAAAGAUUAUCUGGAUAAAGAAAAGCACAUGCUGUAUAUUUUAUUGUGGUUCAUGAACUAUCUUUUCCUGUACCACUUUCAUCUUCUGUCGUGGGAUCAACAUCACAGCAUCAUUAGAUACAGAGGCCAUCAUAGAUUUACGACAGUAUCCAAAUUAAAACAUAUCGGAGUUGUGGUCUGGUUCGCAGCGAUUGCGUUCGCUUUCUUGGAAGCAUUUUUUGUUUUUAAUCUUGGAGAUUAUCAAAAAGUGUCUGACCACCAAAAAGCUACACGGCUGUCUAAGUUUCGACUUGUAAUAAUUUUAAUAUCGGUCGCAUUUUGUUGGCUCGGACCAUUGAUUCUCGUGAUAUCUUGGAAUAGAACUGUCUUCAGUUUGCUGUUGAGAGUUGUUCACAACGGUUUCAAAAAGAUACCAAGAGAAACUGAGAUUGACAUGGAGAUCCAUUCAAAUGGAACGAGCAACACCAUAGAAGAGGACAAUGUCGAAGACGGCCAUACGAAAAAAUACAAAACCAAAAAGAACAAGUACAUUCAUGGCUUUGACGAAGAAGAAGAGGAGCAAGAAAAAGAAAAGGAGCUGGCGACGCUUCCCGAUGAUAUAAAAAAACAACUAAGUAGAAGCUUCUUGAAUCUUAUUGUACUAACAAUAUAUGGUAGCACGUUCAUGAUGUGGUUAGUUUACCACGCUCUGGCAAUAAUUCGAACAAGCGACAUAUUAGAUGGUUACAAGCUGUACGAUAUCAUUUAUAUGUGUGAGUUGUACAUCUCCAUUAACACAAUUCUGAAAUUUCAAUUUUUGCUGAACCCGUUAUGGUUCAUUUAUUACAAAAAUGAUUUACGUGCAAUGAACGUAAGAUCACAUGGAGUAACACACGAAUGAAAUAAAGAGAUCAGAGGACGUUCUAUAAUGAUACAUUACCUUUGUGAUUGUAGAGUUAAUGAGUAACACAUGAAUGAAAUAAAGAGAUCAGAGGACGUUCUAUAAUGACACAUUACCUUUGUGAUUGUAGAGUUAAUUUAAGUAUGUUAAAGUAAUAGUUUAGAAAUAAAAGUGUAGUUUCAUGAUUGUAAUUAGAGUUAACAGAACUUUUAAUUGGAAAAUGAUUUCUAGAUUACUUUAAACUGUGAUGACUAUACUUGAAGACUGCAUGUACUUGGAAGUAUAUAAAUACAAAUUUAAACGUCGGUGUUGAUAAA